Messenger RNA from Cadophora gregata, 675 nucleotides. RefSeq lists its product as uncharacterized. The record is from RefSeq and is a predicted model, not a curated record. The transcript is spliced from 2 exons. Lineage: Eukaryota; Fungi; Ascomycota; Leotiomycetes; Helotiales; Ploettnerulaceae. The coding region runs from base 1 to 675 and encodes 224 amino acids.
AUGGAAGCCUCCACGAUCAUCAAAGAAUCAGAGUCAUGGGAUUCUCGCAUCAGUCAAUUGCAAGCAGCAAAAGCCAAACGCCUGAGCGACUGGGUAACAGUGGAGAAAUCCCUCGUCAAGAUAGAGUGUUUGUUGAACAUGAGUAAGCAAGCUGUCACCGACUGCAGAGCUGAAUCUUUUAGAGUCAGGGUGAUGAUAGAUCGUAUUGGAGGAGAAUAUAUCAAGGAUGAAUCGGAUUAUCAAAGGGCCCUGAAAACGGAAAGCGAAGUGAAGGGUCUUGUUGAAGGGUUGCAGGCGCAGGCUGCUUCAUUGAAUACAAGAAGUUCGGAUAAGGAUUUGCCUCCAAAUCAACCUUUAGGCAAAGGACUUAGCACAUCAUCAGCAUCAGCCCCAGCCCCAGCCCCAGCUCCAAUGCCCCCUCCAAAUGCAAGUAUAGCAAAUUUUGGCGGACAAGACAUUCUCUACAAACUCCUCAACGCCGCAUACAUACUUUUAUGGUUAUACACUAUUUUUGCCUCGGUCACCUUCUUCCGCGCCGCAUGGGUGGCUGGAAUAAUCACUACGGUGGCAACAGCUCCAUUGGCAUGGAAAGACUCUCUAUUGGCAUGGAGAAAAUCUCUAUCCCUAUGGAGAUUAUUCUAUAACUAUGGAGAUUCUUUUUAUACCUAUGGAUAA